Molecule: messenger RNA, 2784 nt
Organism: Oncorhynchus keta (chum salmon)
Lineage: Eukaryota; Metazoa; Chordata; Actinopteri; Salmoniformes; Salmonidae
Gene: rfxap
Product: regulatory factor X-associated protein
Exons: 3
Coding region: 1344-1997 (217 amino acids)
Biological process (GO): regulation of transcription by RNA polymerase II
Cellular component (GO): nucleus
Source: RefSeq, a predicted model, not a curated record
UCGUAUUACUAUUCCAAUUUCUUAUUCUAUGAAUUCAAACAACGCUGUAUUCAAAGUGCCCACUAUUACAUUCCAACUAGGCUAUAGAGUUUGAAUAGUUAUUAUAUUUCCAUGAUUCCAACAGUUCACCAGUGUUUUGAUCUAAAUCGCAAGUGAAAUCGUCGUUGAAAUACUUGGUUAAAAAAUAAAGGGUUGAUUUGUUGUCAAAAUCGUGCAGCCCUACGUGGCAGUGAGAAUACGAUCUCAAAUGAGAAACUUUUGAAGUUUGAUUGAACAGUAUAAAACAAUCAGAAUAGAGAAAGCCCCAUUGAAAACAUGUAAUUUAGGUACAGCCUUACAGUAUAUUAGGUACAGCCUUACAGUAUAUUAGGUACAGCCUUACAGUACAUUAGGUACAGCCUUACAGUAUAUUAGGUACAGCCUUACAGUAUAUUAGGUACAGCCUUACAGUAUAUUAGGUACAGCCUUACAGUAUAUUAGGUACAGCUUUACAGUAUAUUAGGUACAGCCUUACAGUAUAUUAGGUACAGCCCUGCUAGCCACCUCACCCACAAAAGAGACACACAUUUGAUACACCCCCAUAACCUCCUCUGACUGCAGCUGGAGAGGUUUGAACAGAUAAGAUUAUGACGUUUUGAAAUAUGCCUGUUCUGAUGUAUAUGGAAAUUGAUUUGUAAAAUUACUGAAAGAAAAUGUAUGUCUCUUGACUUGACAAACUGUAUUUUGUAUUCAUAUGUUUUGCAUUGAAAAAAAACAUGAUAAUAUAUAUGCUAUUUAUAUCAUCAACAUCAAUAUAGCACGUUAACUUUCACAUUUCAUUUUGUCUGAGCAUUUCCAGGUGUGCCACAAAUCUAUUUCAUGCAGGUGUGUUAGUGUGUGUGUGUGUGUGAGAGAGAGAGAUAAUUCCAUAUAUGACCAGCAGAGGGCAGCCUGCAGAAGGACUCCUCCCUGUCCUGCUCUCUCUCGGCGGACUGUCCUCGUUUGUUUUUGUUGUGUGAGAGGAAGGGAAGCAUCAAGCCUACAGAUUAAACAUUUGUGGGGUAUUUAUAAAUAAUUUCCUCACUUAAUUAUAUGAUGUUGCUUUAGAUCAGGUAUCUAUAACCGUAUUAUUUAAUUAGCGUGAUCCAUCGUUUCGUGCAGAGACUCAGAUCUAUGACAGGGAAGUGAAUGUCAAGCUAGUCGACUAGUUAGCUUCCAAUUACAUGCGAGUUAACUCACAACACCUUGCCAGCUACAGCCUAACGUUACAUCAAUAGAUUACGGGACAGGCCACUUCUCUGGGCAACUGUUUUACGUUAUCCAUUUUCUACAAAAUCGUGGGGGGAUUAAAUUUGAUCUAAAUCAUGAGUGAAGAGGAGAGUUCCACCUCAACGGGUAACAACAAGGACUCGAGUAUUUCGCUCCUACUAACCAAGGACGGACAGACGUACUACGUUGACAAAAGCGGUGUUGUCGACUGCAGAAAUGUAGUCACGCCGCAAGAAUCGGACAAUAACAUGUUCUCGUACGACAUGGAUGAUGCCGACGAGGAGAGCGACGUUUUAGACACCUCGGACCCGCGUGACAGCGCUGCGAGUCCCGAAGAGCUCAACGAGGAAGACGGAUUCGGGGAGAACGAGAACGUGUCGAAAACGUGCACGUACGACGGUUGUACGGAGACCACGACCCAGGUAGCCAAGCAGCGGAAACCCUGGAUGUGUAAGAAGCACCGUAACAAGAUGUACAAAGACAAGUACAAGAAGAAGAAAAGUGACCAGGCUAUGUCCAGCGGGAAACAAGAUGAGAGUUUGGAGGAGAGGCCUGUGUCUGUAAACAAGCAGCGUCUUGGCACCGUGGGGGACCGUCCGGCCAGACCCUCCCUCAUCGAACAGGUGCUCAACCAGAAGAGACUGUCUCUGCUGAGGAGUCCUGAGGUCAUCAGGUUUCUACAGCAGCAGCAGCGUCUCCUGACCACCCAAAGUCACAGCCAAUCACAGCCUGACUUCCAGGGCUGCUAACGGGACAACAGGGGAGGGGCCAGCCACUCUCUGUGUGUCCACCUCCAGACACGGGUUCUAGAAUGUAGAAUGUUCUGGAAUUAUGCUAAGUCAUUCUGGAACUAUUCCAUCUAUCACGAUGGCAGGAGGACACAGUUGUUAGUACCUAUCUAACUCAUAGGGGUUAACCAACCCCUAACCUUAACACAACCCUGACAUUACCCUAACUAUCUUAUGACUCGUUCACUUGAUAUAUACGCAUAUUGUCAGGUGCACCACUCAGACUGGUGCAGGACCCCCCCAAAACCUCGGAGCAGCCGUUCUACGUGGUUUUCCCUCCCUGCUUUCUUACGCGAUGAAUCAUGUGGGCCUGUACCCCCAAAAAACAUACAGAAACUGAAAUCCUAAUGUACUGUACUGCCCAUCCGGUGAGGUGAUACAGCAUGGCCAUGUAGUGACGCCCAGCGAAAAGAUAUUCAGGCUCGUUUACCGGAGUAGGUAGUAAAGACGGAAUGGAGACUGUAUUCUUAUCAACAUCAACUGUGCUUCCAAUCAAUCCAUUCAUCAAUCAAUCCAUCAAUCAAUCCAUUCAUCAAUCAAUCCAUUCAUCAAUCAAUCCAUUCAUCAAUCAAUCCAUUCAUCAAUCAAUCCAUUCAUCAAUCAAUCCAUUCAUCAAUCAAUCCAUUCAUCAAUCAAUCCAUUCAUCAAUCAAUCCAUUCAUCAAUCAAUCCAUUCAUCAAUCAAUCCAUUCAUCAAUCAAUCCAUUCAUCAAUCAAUCCAUUCAUCAAUCAAUCCAUUCAUCAAUCAA